This is a messenger RNA of Artibeus jamaicensis (Jamaican fruit-eating bat), 3261 nucleotides long. It is a transcript of the gene SHISA7, whose product is annotated as shisa family member 7. Gene Ontology annotation, cellular component: AMPA glutamate receptor complex; postsynaptic density; postsynaptic membrane. The record is from RefSeq and is a predicted model, not a curated record. The coding region runs from base 271 to 1899 and encodes 542 amino acids. Gene Ontology annotation, biological process: regulation of short-term neuronal synaptic plasticity; regulation of AMPA receptor activity. Lineage: Eukaryota; Metazoa; Chordata; Mammalia; Chiroptera; Phyllostomidae. The transcript has 5 exons.
CUGACGGCAGGGUCGCCCAGCACGCUGCCGGCCGCCCCCAACCAGCGCGCGCACGCCCAGCCCAGCCGGCUGCAGACACGCGCUCGCUCUGCCUCCCCCGGCCGGCCCACCACUCCGCCGCCACCCCAGAAUCCCCAAGGGUCCCGCAUCCGGAAAGUGAGACCACCCAUCUGCACAUUUCCCCACCUCUGCACAUCUCUCUCCCGGCCUCUGCUCCAGCCUCGGUUCUCCGCUCAGCCUGGAGGCCCCAUCGCACCUUCUAAACGCACCAUGCCGGCCCUCCAGCUCCUCGGGACUCUCCUGCUCCUGGCCUCGACCGCUGGCCAGGCCGGGGCGCGCCCGUCCAACGCCACGAGCGCUGAGCCCCCGGGCCCGCUGCCUGCCCUGCUGGCGCACCUGCGGCGCCUGACCGGGGCCCUGACGGGCGGCGGAGGCGCCGCGGGCGCGGGCGCCAACAGCACGAGGACCAGCCCCGCGAGCGGGACAGGCGCGGCCGCACGGGCGCCCCCUCCGGCGGAGCUCUGCCACGGCUACUACGACGUCAUGGGCCAGUACGAUGCCACCUUCAAUUGCAGCACUGGCUCCUACCGCUUCUGCUGCGGCACCUGCCACUACCGCUUCUGCUGCGAGCACCGUCACAUGCGCCUAGCGCAGGCCUCCUGCUCCAACUACGACACGCCACGCUGGGCCACCACGCCGCCGCCACUGGCCGGGGGCGCUGGGGGCGUCGGGGGUGCGGGCGGGGGCCUCGGGCCCGGCCAGGCCGGGUGGCUAGAAGGGGGCCGGGCAGGGGGCGCUGGGGUACGUGGGGGUGAGGGCCCCGGGGGCAGCACGGCCUACGUAGUGUGCGGGGUCAUCAGCUUCGCCCUGGCCGUAGGCGUCGGCGCCAAAGUGGCCUUCAGCAAGGCGUCCCGUGCGCCCAGGGCACACCGGGAGAUCAACGUGCCCAGGGCUCUGGUGGACAUUCUGAGGCAUCAGGCUGGACCUGGGACCCGCCCAGACCGGGCACGAAGCAGCUCCUUGACUGCAGGGGUCGGAAUUCCCGACAGCAUGGCCCCAAGAACACCCAAGAGCCUCUACAACACCAUGAAGCCCUCCAAUCUCGACUGGAGGGCCGCCCCACCACCCAGCCCCUCGUUGCAUUACUCCACACUCUCCUGCUCUCGGUCCUUCCACAACCUCUCUCAUCUGCCCCCAUCCUACGAGGCUGCCAUGAAAUCCGAACUCAACCGCUACUCCUCUCUCAAGAGGCUGGCCGAGAAGGACCUGGACGAGGCCUACCUGAAGCGCUGGCACCUGGGGGAGAUGCCCCGCGGGACGCUGCCCCUGCACACGCUGCAGCGACCCGGCACUGGGGGCGGCUACCGCAUGGAUGGCUGGGGCGGUCACGAGGAGCUGAACCUGGCGCCCGCGCCCAACCCGCGCAGGGUCAUGUCCCAGGAGCACCUGCUGGGCGAUGGGGGCCGGUCGCGCUACGAGUUCACGCUGCCGCGAGCGCGCCUGGUGUCGCAGGAGCACCUGCUCCUAUCGUCACCCGAGGCCCUGCGCCAGAGCCGCGAGCACCUGCUGUCGCCCCCGCGCAGCCCCGCGCUGCCUCCGGAGCCCGCCUCCCGCGCCGGCCUGGCUGCCUCCCACUCCAACCUGCUGCUGGGGCCCGGGGGGCCCCCCACGCCUCUGCAUGGGCUGCCCCCGACGCCCGGCCUGCACGCGCACCACCACCACGGCCUGCACGGCUCUCCGCAGCCCGCCUGGAUGGCAGACGCCGGCGGGGGCGGGGGCACGCUGGCCCGCAGGCCGCCCUUCCAGCGCCAGGGCACGCUGGAGCAGCUGCAGUUCAUCCCGGGCCAUCACCUGCCCCAGCACCUGCGCACCGCCAGCAAGAACGAGGUGACUGUCUGAGGCCAGGCCGGGGCCUUAGGGGCUGCGGCCUCGCGGGGCCCCUGUCUCAGCCUGGAACCCCCAACACACUCCGGGGGCCCGGGACCCAGACGGGCCUGUGGCCCGGAGGGUGGGGCUCCCUCCAAGGACACUGCUUUGAAUGAAACUCUGGCCAGACGCAAGGCCUUCUUCUAAAAUGUCACAGACGACAUCCCUCCUCCUACAAACUUGUUUGAGGCCAGACCUCCUUCCCAUGACGUCAUCACAGAGGGAGAGGCCUGCCUGGGAGGUUAUCACUAACUGUGUCAACGCAGGGACCAGAUCUUCCCCUGCGUCACAGAGGAGUGCACCGGCCCCUGAGGUCAUCACUAGAGGCCACGUUCCAUGACGUCACCACAAAGACUUCUUGUGAUGUAAUAGCAAUGACAAUGCCUUGUCCCCCUGACAUUAUCCUUAGAGACAAAGCUUCCUUCCUGUGAUGUCACUGCAGAGACCAGUCUCACCCUUAUGACAUCAUCCCUGGCACCAAAAGGCCCCUUUUGACAUCAUCCUCUCCAGGAAAACAUUUUUCCCCAGAGAAGAUGCCUCUGUCUAUGAUGUCAUCACUGCAGACAAAGCCAUCUUGUUGGGACACAAUGUGUGUGACUUUACUAGACUUAAGGCCUCCUUUUCACCACAUCCUCACAGGGACUCUGCCUCCUUCCUGUGACACCAUCACCAGAGAAGGUGCCUUGCCCUAUGACAUCAUCAGAGGGACUGUGCCUCUCCCUGGGGCGUCACUGCCAAAGGCGGGAGCCCUUCUGUGAUGUCAGCACUAGACUGUCUGCUCUGAGAUGACACCUGAGACACCUCACUGCUGUUGCCCCGUCACACAAAGGCAUGGCACGCCCAGAGUCCAUGAGAAAAGUGCCCUGUCCUGAGUUGGCGCCUGAGGGAUGUCAUCACUGGGGAAGCUACCUCGUCUAGAAAGGUCUCCCCAGAGGUGACGGAGUGCCCAUAGGUUGUGAGGAGUGAGGACCCCACCCUCCUGUCUCGGGCUCUGCCCCAGUGCUGUGAUGUCCUCACCGGAGACUCUGCCCGCUCUGGAGGGCCAUCGCAUGUGAUGGUGUCACCAGUUUCUGCCUUGCCCUACCAUGACUUAGUGUGGUCACUCCUUCCCCUGACCCCAGGGACGUGCCCCGCAGGAUCUUGGCCAGAUGCCCCCUGCGGAGGGAGGCUGGGCCUUGGGCCCCACCCCUGCGCAGGGCUGUCACCUCCUGUGUGCUUUCCCGGACUCCCAGACUGGCCCACCUGCCUCCCGGAGUCCGGAGACUCAGAGGUGUCCCAACGGCCAGCACCAAGUGUCUCUGCCAUAACUAGAGACAUCAUUGCCUCUAUCGACCG